Dipodomys spectabilis (banner-tailed kangaroo rat) is the source of this 3181-nucleotide messenger RNA. It is a transcript of the gene Rsbn1l, whose product is annotated as round spermatid basic protein 1 like. NCBI's taxonomy places the organism in Eukaryota, Metazoa, Chordata, Mammalia, Rodentia, Heteromyidae. The transcript has 8 exons. Gene Ontology annotation, cellular component: nucleus. The record is from RefSeq and is a predicted model, not a curated record. The coding region runs from base 70 to 2583 and encodes 837 amino acids.
CCUGGCGGAGGGCCCGCCCUGUGCCCCGAGCCGGGGAGCGGAGAAGAGUAAAUACAACAGGAGUGCAAAAUGGCGGAGCCCCCGAGUCCGAUACGCGGCUCCGUCGCCACCGCCGCCGCCGUUUCCGUCUCGGAGAAAGAGCCGCUGAGCAGGCUGCAUUCUUCUUCCCGGGAUGCACUAGGUUCCCUGUCCGCCAAGAAGGUCCGGACCGAGGAGAAGAAGACGCCGCGGAGGGUGAACGGGGAAGGGAGCAGCAGCGGCGGGAGCAGCAGGCAGCCGCCAGCGGCACCUUCGCCUCAGAGCUACGGCAGCCCGGCGCCGUGGAGCCUUGCCGCCCUCUCCGCCGUCCCCUCGUCCUCCUCUCGGGGCUGUGUGUCCUUCUCCCCGGGCGCGGCCGUCUCCGCCGCAGCCUCCGCUUCGCUGUCUCUGCCGGCGCCGCGCGCCCUGCUGGUGCCCCCGGCGCUGCUGCACGCCCCGCCGCCCCGUCUCCUGCUGCCGCCCGCCGCCCCAGCCGCCCCGGCCGCCGCCAAGCCGCGCAGACCCAAGGAGAAGCGCGAGAAGGAGCGGCGCAGGCACGGGCUCGGCGGGGCCGCCCGCGAGGAGAACGGGGAACUGAAGCCGCUGCCGCGAGAUAAAGUCAAGGAAAAAAUUAAAGAGAGAGACAAAGAAAAAGAAAGAGAGAGAAAGAAACAUAAAGUAAUGACUGAGAUAAAGAAAGAGAAUGGAGAAGUAAAAAUUUUGCUAAAAAGUGGGAAGGAGAAACCAAAAACAAAUGCAGAAGACUUACAAAUUAAAAAGGUAAAGAAGAAAAAGAAAAAGAAACACAAAGAAAAUGAAAAACGAAAACGUCCAAAAAUGUAUAGCAAAUCUAUUCAGACCAUCUGUUCAGGAUUACUGUCUGAUGUUGAAGAUCAAGAAACCAAAGGCAUCCUGAGUGAUACCAUAAAGGAUUGCAUUGGAAAGAAUUUGGAUACCAAGAACUACGAUUCUAAAAUUCCAGAGAACAGUGAGUUUCCAUUUGUCUCAUUAAAGGAACCACGAGUUCAGAAUAGCCUCAAAAGGUUGGACACUUUGGAAUUUAAGCAGCUUAUUCAUAUUGAGCACCAGCCUAAUGGAGGAGCAUCAGUUAUCCAUGCUUACAGUAACGAACUCUCCCGCCUAUCUCCUAUGGAGAUGGAGAGGUUUGCAGAAGAAUUUGUGGGUCUAGUGUUCAGUGAAAAUGAAAACUCUGCAGCUUUCUAUGUUAUGGGUAUUGUUCAUGGGGCAGCUACUUAUUUACCUGACUUUUUAGACUACUUUUCAUUUAAUUUUCCCAAUUCACCAGUGAAAAUGGAAAUAUUGGGAAAGAAAGAUAUAGAAACAACGACUAUGUCAAAUUUUCAUGCUCAGGUAAAAAGAACGUAUUCUCAUGGUACUUACAGAGCUGGCCCAAUGCGACAAAUAAGUUUGGUGGGAGCAAUUGAUGAAGAAGUAGGAGAUUACUUCCCUGAGUUCCUUGACAUGUUGGAAGAUUCGCCAUUUUUAAAAUGUACAUUGCCAUGGGGGACACUUUCUAGUCUACAGUUAGAGAAUCGCAAAGAUAGUGAUGAUGGUCCCAUCAUGUGGGUACGUCCAGGAGAACAAAUGAUCCCUGUGGCUGAUAUGCCAAAGUCACCCUUCAAAAGGAAAAGAACUACCAAUGAAAUAAAAAACCUUCAGUAUCUACCUCGAACCAGUGAGCCUCGGGAGAUGCUCUUUGAAGACAGGACAAGAGCACAUGCAGAUCAUAUAGGACAAGGUUUUGAACGACAGACUACAGCUGCUGUUGGUGUGCUGAAGGCUGUGCACUGUGGAGACUGGCCUGAUCAACCCCGAAUAACCAAAGAUGUAAUAUGUUUUCAUGCUGAAGAUUUCUUAGAAGUAGUUCAACGAAUGCAGUUAGAUUUACAUGAACCUCCACUGUCUCAGUGUGUCCAGUGGGUUGAUGAUGCAAAACUUAAUCAACUGAGGAGGGAAGGCAUUCGCUAUGCCAGGAUUCAGCUGUAUGAUAAUGAUAUUUAUUUUAUUCCAAGGAAUGUUGUUCAUCAGUUCAAGACUGUUUCAGCUGUAUGCAGUUUAGCUUGGCAUGUUCGACUCAAAUUAUAUCAUUCUGAGGAGGAUACGUCUCAGAAUGCAGUUACUCAUGAAACAGGCAUAUCACCAGAUCCCACAUCAUCAGUUCUUGGAACUCACACUGACAACAUGAUUUGUGCUGUAAGCAAAACCUCGUUGGAUUCUGUUCUUUCAGACAAAGUUCAUUCUAAAUAUGAUUUACAACAUCUUAGACAUGAACCAGUUGCAUCUGUGAGAAUCAAGGAAGAAGCGGUGAAUGUAACUAUUUCUGAAAAGACUAGAGCAUUGAAUAAUAUGGAUGGCAAGAAUGUUAAGGCAAAAUUGGAUCAUGUUCAAUUUACAGAAUUUAAGAUCAACGUGGAUUCUAAAUUUGAAAAUAGUAAAGAAUUAAAGGAAGAAUUGUGCCCUAGAAGUCUUACAAGUCUAGCUGACACAAGGCAACACAGCUCUAUACACUCAAAUCAAGAUAGAAAAGAUGACAUUUUGUACUAAAUUUUGUAUAUAAUAUUAAUUUUUUAAAUACUGUAAUAAAGAUUCAUGAAAUCUGAAAGCAAGCUCAGGACUUGCUCUCAAGUCUGUUACAAAAUAUAGUUUAUGUAGCUUUGUAACAUUCCUCAGUGCCUGUCCCUAACUGUGAAGUAUCAAGCACUUAAGGCCAGAUGCACUGUAACAUUGCAGGCUUAAACAUAAAGGAGUCUUUAAAAAAAUCAUUUGAGUUGGAAUUAUAGGUUUUAGAAUAGAAAUGACAUUUACACACACACACACACACACACACACACAUUUUGUAAUAUGAGCCAGAAUUCUUUUUUGACAAUUUAAAGGUUUGCCAUAGAGCUUAUUUAUAUCAGUUUUUGUUUUUCAUUUAAAAUAUGUCAGCACUGUAGUGUAAAUAGCUUUUUAAAAAUCUUUUUAGUGUAAUUUAUACUGAAAUGUGAGCCCCUUAAUAAAGGUUCAUAAUAAUAUGUAUUUUGUUGGGUCUGCAAAGACAAAAUUCAGCUAAAUCAUGUUUGAUAUGCUUCUCUUUGCUGGUGUAUAUAUACAUAGAUAUAUAUGUAUGUGUAUGUAUAUAUAUACAUAUAUGUAUAUGUAU